AUGCCCGCUCAUCCAGACGCUAAUCUUCAUCCCGAGGCAACGGGUACCGCCAAGGCAUUGGUUGAGAAGCACAGUGCAGAGCAACCGUUGAAGUUGUAUGCGGGGUGGUUCUGUCCAUUUGUCCAGCGAGUCUGGCUCGCUCUAGAAGAGAAACAGAUCCCCUACGAAUACAUUGAGGUCAAUCCAUACAACAAACCAGACUCACUACUGUCUCUCAACCCACGCGGUCUAGUCCCAACCCUCUCAUGCCCAACAAAGCCGAAUCCCCAACCACUUUACGAAUCCACCGUUAUCCUGGAAUACCUGGAAGAAGCAUACCCCACACACAGUCCGAGUUUCCUCCCAAAAGACCCAUACGAGCGCGCCCGCGCCCGCACCUGGAUUGACUACGUAACCUCUCGCAUCAUUCCAUCAUUCCACCGAUUCCUGCAGUACCAGCCGGAAGGAACCGCUUCAAACGACCCGGGAUUAGACCAGGCCCGGCAGGAUUUUCUAACCCACCUAAAGGCAUGGACAAUGGAGAUGCACCCUGAGGGCCCAUUCUUCCUUGGUUCAGAGCUAUCUUUGCCGGAUCUUGUGCUGGCACCGUGGGCUGUGCGGUUGUGGGUGUUUGACGAGUUUAAGGAUGAGGUUGGUAUUCCGGCUGAUGGAGCUGGUGGGGCGGAUGAGGGAGUGUGGAAGAGAUUUAGGAAGUGGUUUAGUGCUAUCGAGAGUCGAAAGAGUGUGAGGGAGACGACGAGUGAGACGGAGUUUUAUUUGCCUAUUUACAAGCGGUAUGCGGAUAAUGUUGCGCAGAGUGAAUUGGCCAAGGCUACUCGGUCGGGACGGGGUGUUCCGUGA
This is a messenger RNA of Penicillium cinerascens, 840 nucleotides long. RefSeq lists its product as uncharacterized. NCBI's taxonomy places the organism in Eukaryota, Fungi, Ascomycota, Eurotiomycetes, Eurotiales, Aspergillaceae. The record is from RefSeq and is a predicted model, not a curated record. The transcript has 3 exons. Gene Ontology annotation, cellular component: cytoplasm. Bases 1 to 840 code for a protein of 279 amino acids.